Messenger RNA from Cydia pomonella (codling moth), 2753 nucleotides. RefSeq names its product HMG box-containing protein 4. The transcript is spliced from 8 exons. Bases 262 to 1278 code for a protein of 338 amino acids. Lineage: Eukaryota; Metazoa; Arthropoda; Insecta; Lepidoptera; Tortricidae. The record is from RefSeq and is a predicted model, not a curated record.
AUUUUACAAGAAAUUUUUGGAGUAGUGCCUUUUUGAUAGGCGUACGAUAAUUCUUUCAUCGGUACGAUAAUUUUGACACUCAAAUACGAUAAUUCUCUUUCGCUCACCUGGCAACACUGAGUCAGUAAUACAAUUAUAGUAAUAUAGUAAAAUCGGCGCAAUUUCUCUAAAUCAGCUAAAUAUCCCUUCUUUUCCAAUAUUUUUCUUAUAUAAACGCAUAAUUCACAUUUAAUUAACAACCAUCUGCAGCCAACUUUAAACAUGCAAGACGAGGUCACAGGUAUAUCGCGGAGCGGGCGUGUGCGGAAGAAGAGCUCCAAGCUCAUGGACUUCGAGUCUCCAGACGAUAUUGAAACUCGGUUCCGGCGGCAGACGCCUGUAAAGUCGUAUUCGACGUUCAGGCAGGAGGAGCAGCCGGAGUUCAGAGAGGCCCCGCAGCCGAUGGAUGAUGGCCCGGCGUCGGGCAGCGAUUCGGAUUAUUAUGACAAUAAUGGGGAGAAUGCUGAAAGUAUGGAGUCAGACAGCUCCGCCUCAGACGAGGGCUCGGCCCGCACACCAGCCAACUCGCUCUACAUGAUGGAGAAGAGCAAGAAGAAACUUAUCGUUAAGGACGGCAAGGUCAUCGGACGUGCCAAGGCUCAGCGGAAGGAUAAAGGCAAGACGCGUAUCACUGCAUAUAUGUUGUGGGCCAAAGAGGCGCGCAACGAACUGUUGCGUAGCCAUCCUGAUAUGGACUUUAGCGCCAUUUCCAAGCGGCUUGGAGAAAUGUGGGCUAAUGUGAACUAUAAUGAGCGCUACCUGUGGAAACGCAAGGCGAAGCGGUUAGCUAUGCAGAAGGGACAGAGCCUUCACUCGGGAGUCAGCAGGAUAAUAUCCAACCCCAGUCCCCGCGCGGCGGGCGGCGCGGGCCCGGGCCGGCCGCCGCUGCGCCGCGCCGCGCCCGAGCCGCCGCCGCCCAGCACACAGAUCGUCCCGCACGUGUCAGGGGCAGCAGCAGGCGGCGGCGCCGGCGUGUACCGCGUGACCGGCGUGGGCGCCGUGGAGGUGGCCGCGCACCUGCGCCUGCUGGGCGAGAGCCUGGCCAUCAUCGGCGAGCGGCUCAAGGAGCACGAGGGCCAAAUCGCAGUGUCCGGCUCGGUGUCAGUGCUCCUGGACACGCUGCUGUGCGCGCUGGCGCCGCUGCUGGGCGUGUGCCGCGCCGUGCCGCAGCUGGCGCCGCCGCCCGCGCUGCUGGCGCGCACGCUGCACAACAUCGCCUACAUCAUGCCGGGCCUCUAGGCCUCUAGGCCCCGCCGCCACGUAGCCCUACAAGCUGGCGCCGCCGCCCGCGCUGCUGGCGCGCACGCUGCACAACAUCGCCUACAUCAUGCCGGGCCUCUAGGCCUCUAGGCCCCGCCGCCACGUAGCCCUACAAGCUGGCGCCGCCGCCCGCGCUGCUGGCGCGCACGCUGCACGACAUCGCCUACAUCAUGCCGGGCCUCUAGGCCUCUAGGCCCCGCCGCCACGCAGCCCUACAAGCUGGCGCUGCCGCCCGCGCUGCUGGCGCGCACGCUGCACAACAUCGCCUACAUCAUGCCGGGCCUCUAGGCCUCUAGGCCCCGCCGCCACGCAGCCCUACAAGCUGGCGCCGCCGCCCGCGCUGCUGGCGCGCACGCUGCACAACAUCGCCUACAUCAUGCCGGGCCUCUAGGCCUCUAGGCCCCGCCGCCACGCAGCCCUACAAGCUGGCGCCGCCGCCCGCGCUGCUGGCGCGCACGCUGCACAACAUCGCCUACAUCAUGCCGGGCCUCUAGGCCUCUAGGCCCCGCCGCCACGCAACCCUACAAGCUGGCGCCGCCGCCCGCGCUGCUGGCGCGCACGCUGCACAACAUCGCCUACAUCAUGCCGGGCCUCUAGGCCUCUAGGCCCCGCCGCCACGCAGCCCUACAAGCUGGCGCCGCCGCCCGCGCUGCUGGCGCGCACGCUGCACAACAUCGCCUACAUCAUGCCGGGCCUCUAGGCCUCUAGGCCCCGCCGCCACGCAGCCCUACAAGCUGGCGCCGCCGCCCGCGCUGCUGGCGCGCACGCUGCACAACAUCGCCUACAUCAUGCCGGGCCUCUAGGCCUCUAGGCCCCGCCGCCACGCAGCCCUACAAGCUGGCGCCGCCGCCCGCGCUGCUGGCGCGCACGCUGCACAACAUCGCCUACAUCAUGCCGGGCCUCUAGGCCUCUAGGCCCCGCCGCCACGCAGCCCUACAAGCUGGCGCCGCCGCCCGCGCUGUUGGCGCGCACGCUGCACAACAUCGCCUACAUCAUGCCGGGCCUCUAGGCCUCUAGGCCCCGCCGCCACGCAGCCCUACAAGCUGGCGCCGCCGCCCGCGCUGCUGGCGCGCACGCUGCACAACAUCGCCUACAUCAUGCCGGGCCUCUAGGCCUCUAGGCCCCGCCGCCACGCAGCCCUACAAGCUGGCGCCGUCGCCCGCGCUGCUGGCGCGCAUGCUGCACAACAUCGCCUACAUCAUGCCGGGCCUCUAGGCCUCUAGGCCCCGCCGCCACGCAGCCCUACAGCUGGCGCCACCGCCCGCGCUGCUGGCGCGCACGCUGCAAAACAUCGCCUACAUCAUGCCGGGCCUCUAGGCCUCUAGGCCCCGCCGCCACGCAGCCCUACAAGCUGGGCCUAGGUCAAGCCUACUUGAGUAGCCGUUAGACUUCUAUUACCGAAAAGGACAUUGACACAUGCAUGAUUCUUUAGUAAUAAAAAUGUCUAUAACAUA